AUGACAGUCCAACAUGGGGCUGACUCCCGCCUUUCUUUUGACCAGGAGACGCAUUCCUGGAUCCAGCGACUGCAUGAAGCAUGGUCCAAUGAUGGCCCCCCAUCCACUUUCGCCGCCCUCCGAGACGAUCUCUUGGGUCAAGUUGAGCAUCUCGACAUACGCAUCUCCACCCUCAGCUCCCUGGCUGAGAUAAUCGGCUUUCACGGCCACGGAACAGACCCUGACUCCCGAUGGAACGAGCUUCUGGCUACGGCCAGUCUAUUCAGGUCGCGCAUUAAAGGCACGGGUCGGAAACGGAAACGUGCAUACAACGAGACCAACCGUCUCCGAAACCUUGCCCUGAUUUCUGCCCUCUGGUCGCCCGCCGUGGUUUUCCAUUAUGGUUGGAACGAAGCCAGCCAGGUCCAAAUGAACAUGCUGCGAGCCUGCGCGGCGACCUAUCCUCGUUUCUUCGUCGACUUGCUUCCCCGUUUGAACACCGUCUUGCUGGCCCGCCAUUGUCAGGGCAUCCAAGACUGCAGGGUUAAGACCCUAAACGAGGCACCGCUCCAGCCGCACAGAGAUCUGGAUCUCAUAACCCUGGCCUUGGCGGUCCCCAACGUCAUGGCCCAGGACCAAUGGGUAACCAGUGAGGAUGGCCUCGUUCCUAUUGAUGAGGCUGGUACAUUACUCAAAAGUGCACGGCCGAGCCAUCAUGAAAUCUAUCUUCUCCGAAGGGACAGGUACGGCCUGCUCACAGCUCGAGGUGAGGAAGGCGCUCCGUCCUCGCCGCUGGACGUAGCCAUAGAUGCAGAUCCCAACGUGUAUUUUACCUCUGGUAAUCCUUCCAUCCCGGCUUUUCAAUACCAAGCCUCACCGAAAAAUACGCCAAGCUUGGAUGUCGGUCACCGUGAUUUGCGAUCAUGCCCCUUGAACGUACCCAUGACCCCCCCUGUGCUGCUUCCAGAGACACAGCAUCCACACUCAAUUGGCACGACAAGAUCAGAUCCAGCAGCCGUACGCUCAUCCACAUUCUCAUCCAGAAGUCCAUCUACCGAGGCGACAUCAAUCACUCCCUCAACUGCACACAUGUUUCCGAGUGAAAGGUGCGACCGUUCACAUGAGCAAGGUUGGGACGCAUUGGUGGACGUAUUUACCCCAACUUUUGCUUCAGACAUUGAUUUAUUCAAUUCAUGCGACCUUCCUGAUACAUUUGAAUGGGUAACAGGAAAUUCUGCUGAUGCUCCAAGUUCGAACAUGCCGUCAGCCAACCACCGCCCGGAUCUAGGUGGGAGGUUAUCCCAUUCCACCUCACCCGCCUGUCCAACGCAGGAUAUGAGUGUACAAGACUUGCGCAUAGAGUCGCCUCCGGUACUCCCGAGUCAGGGCCCUUUGACGGUGGAAGAGAGCCUCCAUAAUCGCUAUCGCGACUUGAUCAUGGCACACAUCCAGAUAGCCGGGACCGGGACCGGGGAUCAGCAGAACCAGCGAAAUCACUGUACGCAAUGGCUCAGUCCUUCCACUAGGUGGGCAUCAGUAUGGACAAAACCGGACAGCAAGCUACCUCGUGGCGGAGCAAUGUCGCGCGCAGAAGCGGACAUAUUUUAUCUGAGUUCCGAUGAGGCCUUGGCAGCAGGGCAGAAGGGCGAAGUCCUCCGUAAACCUGUUGUCGUCAAGGAAACGUUCUCCGAUUCUGGUAUGCACACUAUACAAGAAUUUGCAACGCUUUGGCGUGACACCAAGACAGACGCGUCCGUCGACACCUGCUUGCUUGAACACCGAUCCCCAGCAGCUCCACACAACGAGUCUCUCAUGGCCAUACUCUGCACAGUGCAUCACGAUCGGAGUUUCAGCACUGCCGAUCUUCGCAACGUCACUCGGUCGCACCGACCAGUUUUUACAAUGCUCCCACGCUUUCGCCUAUUUGACAGUCUUGCAGAGAGAGUCCAAGACGCAAUUGUAGGUAGAGCAUCCGAAGUAGCUACAGAAAGAUCGGAAGGAAGAGCAACAGCAAGAAAUGGCUCAAACGAAGAGAUCAUUUCAAGACUCAUCAGUCUGGUAAGUAGAGACUCUACAUUCAAUGCCCUAAGCCUCGCCGGCGCCUCUUCCGGCACACGAGUCGUCGCCAUGGGUGGUAUGUGGUUACGAAACUUGGACGGCGUCAUGUUGUGCACGUUUGUCUCGGAAGAGACUGCUAUCGCAGAGGCAGAGGGUCUCGCUGAGAUGGGAAGAAACUGGACUCCAAACGGAAGACAUAAACUCUUUGUUCUCGAGCAGGAUGACGUACUGUUUAUCCCGCCAGGAAUACGCUUGGCAUAUGUAGUGCAUUCUCCGACUAAUAACCUCAUGGAAGGCGGCAAUCUCUGGGACAGUCUGAAUAUUGUCGAAGUUCUACAUGCUGUUCAUUGGGCAUAUACACACCGUCUGGCACUGGCCGACCCCAUUGCUGAACAGCUUCCGCACUUCCUCACUGAGCUUGAGGUGCUCGUGAAACACCAGCUAGAAUAUUUCCGAGGUCCAGAGACUGAGAAGGAUUUCUUGCACUUGUUUGAGCUGGCUAUCUCCAAGCUCGCAUCACUGGGACUCUAG
Messenger RNA from Pestalotiopsis fici W106-1, 2568 nucleotides. RefSeq lists its product as uncharacterized. The transcript has a single exon. The record is from RefSeq and is a predicted model, not a curated record. Lineage: Eukaryota; Fungi; Ascomycota; Sordariomycetes; Amphisphaeriales; Sporocadaceae. Bases 1 to 2568 code for a protein of 855 amino acids.